GCACCUCCUGCUUUUCGCCGCCUGCCAGCGAGUAGGAAAUCCCUCUCUCCCGGAUAAACGAGACGUCAAACGCCAAGAAGACAACUUCGUGAUGAAUUCUGACAAACUGACAGAAAUACCCGGUGACCCUGAGGAGGAGAAGAGGCUUGCCAAAGCCGCCCGCGAUGCCAACCGCCUCCCUGAGCUUCGCCUGGUCCUGCUGGGCUGGAGGUGGCCGGGCAAAAGCCUGACCGGAAACACCAUCCUAGGCCGAGAGGAGUUUCAUUUGGAGCGCGCGUCUGAAUUCUCGGUGAAGCGCGAGGCCGAAGUGGACGGUCGCAAGGUGAUGAUAGUGGACACGCCGGGUUGGUUCUCCUCCCAGACCACACCCACAUCGUACCAACAGGAGAUGCUGCGAAGUGUCAGCAUGUGUUCGCCAGGGCCGCACGCUUUUCUGCUGGUCAUCCCCGUGGGCAUGUUCACCGAGACAGACAGGGCUCGCAUAGAGGAGAACCUGGCGCUGUUCGGGGAGGACAUGUGGAAGCACACCUUGUUGGUGUUCACGUGGGCCGAGGUGCUGCGGGACCGGUCCAUCGAGAGGCACAUCCGCAGGGAGGGCCGCGAGCUUCAGUGGGUGGUGGAUAAGUGCAAGAAAAGAUACCACGUCAUCAACAACCAGAUUUUCGGGGAGAACCCUCAGCUUCCACUUCUGAUGGAGAAGAUUGAGAAGAUUGUGGCUGAAGAGGGAGGACACUUUAGAACUGAGGAGAACAAAGCCCAGAGUGAGGCUCCAGCCGAAGCUAGCAAUGGGAACCUGAACUCUAAUGCAGUGAAAGAGGAGCGUGAUCUUGGGGCCCGACCCAAAAAGAACUGUUCCUUUAGCUCCCUUCGGGCCAUGGACAUUGACCCUCCACAGAGUCCUAUGGUUGAGGGGGUGUCUGACUGAAGGGCAUCUGAACCGAGAGUG
Messenger RNA from Colossoma macropomum (tambaqui), 946 nucleotides. It is a transcript of the gene gimapl, whose product is annotated as GTPase IMAP family member 4. The transcript is spliced from 3 exons. Gene Ontology annotation, molecular function: GTP binding. NCBI's taxonomy places the organism in Eukaryota, Metazoa, Chordata, Actinopteri, Characiformes, Serrasalmidae. The record is from RefSeq and is a predicted model, not a curated record. The coding region runs from base 92 to 925 and encodes 277 amino acids.